GUACUGGAAGCUUGUGUGAAGAGCUGUGGACAAAAAUAUCAUCAAGAAAUUGGAAAAUUCCGAUUCCUAAAUGAGCUGAUCAAACUUCUGUCCAACAAGGUAUUAUGACCUCAAACUCAGCUAUCUAUGAUGUGGUCAGUUAUCUUCAUUGCAGAAUGCAAUAUAGACUUGGUUCAAGUCCGUCUCAAGAGAAAAAUAGGGAGAGACGGACUUGGGACAUUUGCAGCAUUUCGAAUGUUACUUGCAAAAUUGGCAUGAAAUUUGUUGUUGUCGACUUGCAAACCAUGCCUCCGUAGGAAAAAUCCGUCAGUAAACUUUGGCUUGCUUGCAAAUGUCCCAAGUUCAUCUCUCCCUAUGUUCUCUCUUAUUUUCAACCCCUUUAGAGACAUAUUUUAACCAAGUCUAAAUGAGAUAUAACUACCGGAAAGUAUAAAAAAUAUGAGACCUAUCGAAGAGCAGCCAUUCCUCUACAAGCCGCGGAGUUAGCGAAAAAUCUUGUUGUCAAAGUUUUGUCAACCUGAUAUGAAAGAAGUCAGCAAACUUAGAUUUUCAACAACAUGAUGCUGUGAUAAUAUUGCUGACAUUUCAAGUGAUUUGCUAGAUAGCCUAGAUGACUCUUUGUUGUCUGUUUCAGCUUGACAUUUGAGUAGCAUAUGUUAUGUUAUUGAAAUAAAUUUAUGGUUGAGCAUAAAUUUUUCCUGUAAAAAUUUCAUUUUCUCCAUAUUCACAUUAGAAAAGUAUAAUGUCAGUUUGGCAAGUAGGGUACAUCAGGGUGCAUUGCAUGACUUAAAGGGUUAAUUUUACGCUUGGCAGUAUGAUGGUCCAAGAACUUCGCAACCGGUAAAACACAAAAUCAUCGAGUUGUUCUAUAGCUGGAGUGUGGGACUACCGAGUGAACCAAAGAUUCAAGAAGCUUAUUUAAUGUUGAAGAGACAAGGUACUUAAAAGCAGCAAUGUCUUUAAGUGAAUGGAGCAUGCCCUUGGACACCCCCAAUUUUCAGCCCUCCUAACUGUAAAUAUCUCCCCGCGCUACUGCUAUGGCAGUUCGAUCAUGUUUUGCCUGUCGUGUUUGCCCUUAGCCGAAAACUACGAUACCCAACUUAAAUGAAAAUUAGCCCUCCCCCCCAAAAAUAAUAAAACCAUUCUGCCACCACAUCUAUUCCAAUAUUAAAUUUUUCAAGUCGAUGUUCUUGCUUGUUGUAGGAGUUGUUGUUGUCGAUCCACAUUUACCAAGUCAAAUUGAACAAGUAUGUUGAUAUUAUGAUAAUACAAACAUAAUAAUUGCCCAAUGGGUCAUUCCGGAAAACAUCCAUACCCCCGCCAUGGAGGGAAUUAGAAGUUAACCCUACCUACUUCUUCCUACCUACCUCUUCCCUCUGGACAGCAGAAAUUUCCUUUGUGGGGGGAGGGGGGAUAUUUUUUGGCACAACCCAAUUUAAAUGCAAUUCCUCAGACUGCUUGUGUUUACAUAUUGUAUAUUACAUAUUAUAUAUUUACAUUGCAAUUAACACUUUAAAUUUUUUUUUCAGUACAAGCCAACACCUCAGCCAAGAAUGGCAGUUUUUGAAGAUGACGAAAAAUCUAAGGUUGGAAAAGCAAGCAUAAAGAAAGCAUAAAUAGUAUAUAGCUUUUCAAGUGGCAUUCGUUUAUUUAUUCCACAUGUUGAUAAAUAUUCUGUUAUUGUUUUAAGCUUUUAGCGAGAUUACUGGCAAGUAAACAUCCUGAUGAUCUUCAAGCUGCAAACAGACUGAUCAAAAACAUGGUCAGACAGGUAGAGUACACCACUGUACGUUGAGGGUGUUGGGAUCCGAGUGAACAGCAUUACCUGCAAGUGAUUGAAGCUAACUGCAAACCUGGAUCAGAAGGUCUUCUCCACACUAGUAUAGUAGAAAAUUUUAGUUUUUCCCAGUAUCUUUUUGCAGUAUUUACUGACCAGAUUUAAAGGGUGUCUCUUUUCUACCACAUCCUCUUUUCUAUUUUCAAACUUUGUGUGGUUUGACUAUUUUCCUGUUCUAUGGCCAAAUUUUAUUUAUCAAAUGUCAAGCCGUCGAGUUAUGUUACCUUUUGCCAAAAUUGACUUUCUUACGACCAAUUACUCAAAACGACCAAUUACUCAAAACGUUUCCCCCAGUGGCCCGCCCCCCUCCCCCGUCGCAACUCGCAAGCUAUGUGGUGGUCCCAAACCUUCGCUCGCAAGAUGGAAGAAGUGAAUAUACAGACAUUUGUGUUUUUCUAUUCUACUUAGGAUGAAAUACGCGAAGAAAAACUGAGCUUGCGUGUACAAGAACUAGAAAUGGUACAGAACAAUACAAAACUUUUGAAAGAAAUGCUGUCACAUUACUCGUCCGGUACACCGAACUCCGACGUGGAAUUAAUGAAGGUCAGUUAUCAGCGGAUAUUGGUUAGUGCAGUCCCUAAUAAAUCCCUCAAAAUCCUUAGAAAUCCUUAGAAAAUUCAUGUUAAAUUCCCCCCAAAAAGGUCCCCACAAAUCUGUUCAAAAUGGCGUCAUGUUCGAUCGUUAUUCCUUACCAGGUCUCACAACUGCGACACCGCGGGUAUCUUGUUCGCAGCUUGUAAUUCCUCCCUAGCACAGUCAGGGAAACUGCGAAACUGUCAUAAUUCUUUAUGUAGCAACACGGAACCAAUACGAUUCUGGGCUGCCCUUACUGGACCUCGAGUGAGGACGGUGUAAAACUGACAGAGCCAUCCUUUGGUUUCUUUUCACUUUAGGAGUUGUACGAUUCUUGUGAAAAGUUGAGAACAGAUCUUUUCAAACUUGCUGGAACCGCGACGGAAGAGGGUGAUGAUUCGUUGUGUAAGUUCUAUAAUUAUUUAAAAGGUUCUAUAAUUAUAUUUCAUUUGCUUGUCCAUAGCUUCAUUUAGUGCACAUUACCAUUGCAAUGCUCGAUGUUUCUGUUAGUUUGUUAGUCUGUUUGUUAGUUUGUUCAGAAUCGUAAGCCUUGGUAGUUACAGGGUUCGAAAUAACGUUCUGAAAAUAUGUCAAAUUUUGUAGGCUGUUUUUUGUAGGUGAAAACUUUUGCCGGCUAUUUUCCAAGUGAAGUUUAGUUAUGUUCUGGAGUGGGCAUAGCCAUAGGCCAAAUAAAACUGUAGUGAUGUAAACCAAUACAACAUUUGUAAGAACACAGCAAUACAUUUUAUUUGGCGAAGGAACAAACAUUAACAAGUUCUGUGUAUAUGUACGUGUUAUUGUAAGCGAGUCAUCGGUGAAUAAAUAUUUUCGCCGAUCCCCUAUGCUUUGAAAUUAAAAAUCGCCGGCAAGGUCCUAAACUGCCGGCGGCUAUUUCGAACCCUGAGUUAUUCAAUAGUAGCAUGUCUUUGCGGUUGUGGUGCACUAGUUUAAGCCGCCAGUGCAGUAGUUUUGUGGCGGGAACAAUGUUCCUGGUUUGCCCACAAUUGGGGAAGAAUUUCCUACCUGGAAACGAUGUUUCCGCAAAGUUUCCUUGGGCUUUAUCCUAUGUUUGUGAUAACUGAAUCUCGUUCCUGCAGCUGAAAUUCUACGAGCAAACGACGACUUGACGAAGGUGAUCGAAGACUACCGACGUGUAAUGGGAGUCCCUGGGGAACCUAGAAGUACCGUACCUCCACCUACAUCAAGUACUACCCAAUCUGCCCCAGACGUGGUGAAUUCUAGUGAACCUUCAUCAAAUAUCUCGUCUCUCAUUGACCUGGAUAUUGGUAGCAGUAUUCCGUCCUCGGGUAAUGGUGACAUGCUUAGCAAUGAUUUACAGGAUCUAG
Molecule: messenger RNA, 3756 nt
Organism: Paramuricea clavata
Lineage: Eukaryota; Metazoa; Cnidaria; Anthozoa; Malacalcyonacea; Plexauridae
Source: the annotation of a GenBank genome assembly